CGUGCAGUAGCUGAAUUCCGCGAGCCUGUCGUUGCCCGAGUCCAGGCGAGGGGUUGCAUGGGGGGAAUAUGGCGGCCAUAUCCCCACCGGAGUCUUCGGAGCGACACAACUCCCAGGCGGAGGAAGUGCAAAUAUCCGGGGCCGGGACGGACCCCGAAAAACUUGAAAGCACCUCCGAGGAGAGGGAAGAAAGCUCAUUCCACCCACCGCGGGAAGCUCGUAGUAGCGGGCUCAGCGGGAACGGCGCUUCCUCGCCCGGCCAUUCUGAGGUUAUUGAGUCGGGGGCUGGAGGCGACCAAACAUGUAAUUCAUCGGAGCCAAAAAUGGCCGAGUCACCGGGAGACGAGCAGCGGCCCUUGGACUGCCCCGAAGACGACGGUCAAGAAGAGGCUGACUCCCACGCGGAAGAAAAUAUUCCACAGACUACAGCUAAAGGUCUUCCCGGCGCAGAGGAGCUUCACGAGAAGGUCGGCGGACCGAGCUCGGUGAAAGGACCGUCCGAGAACCCGGCAGAAGAUGCGGGCUCGAUAGAGUACGUGGUGGAAGACCACGGCCGGGGCGACAAAGGGCGCGACGCCGGUUCGGCGCCCAAGCCGAAAAAGAGUCGCAUGGUCUGCAAGGAGUGUGGAAUAUCGUUCUCCCGCCGUGAGAUGUUCUACCUUCAUCGCCACAAUCACGUGCGCAAGGAUGAGAUUGUUCCCCUCACCUGUAAAGUGUGCGGCGUUUCCUUUAAGGACCGCCGCAGCCUCAUGAAGCACAAACACGUGCAUAAGGAGGAGGAGGAGGAAGAGGAAGAGGAGCCGGAGGCGACGUCAACGUUGGAUGAGGAUGAUCGUUUCCAGUGUGCGGAGUGUGACAAGGUUUUCCCCACGGUGCAAAAACUGCGCGUCCACCAAUGCAACGAGACCGACGAGAAGCCUUACCACUGUUCGCUGUGCCGCAAAGAGUUCCAGUUACGGUGCUCCGUGGCCAUGCACAUGCUGACCCACUCGGAAGAGGACAGCUGGACGUGCGAGGAGUGCGGUCGCAGGUUCCGGGACUACAAGAGGUUGCGCUGCCACCAGCGAUGCCAUCCGGUCCUAAAACCCUACGAAUGCCCGGAGUGCGGCAUGGCCUUCAGAUACAGUUCCGUCAUGGAAGACCACCGGCGCAAGCACAGCGACCAGCUACGCUCUUACCUAUGUACCGUGUGCGGUAAAACCUUCAAGUACAGCAGUCUCCUUCAACAGCAUCAGUAUCUUCACACCGGUGAGAAGCCCUUCCGCUGUCCCGAAUGUGGUAAGAAAUUUGCCUUUGCUCAAAAUAUGAGGGCACACUGUCGCCAACAUAGACUGCACCGAGCCAACCCUCUUCCCUCUACCGAGCAGCCCAGCGAGCAGACCCCGGCGCAGGCGGAGCAACGGAACGAGAACGCGCACCAGAGUGACGGACCGAAACGCACUUUUAACUGUCCCCUCUGUCCCCAGACCUGCAGCUCGCCAGCCGCCCUGAGAUCCCACAUGCAUAUUCACGAGGUGGAGUAUGAGUCACAGGAGAGAAGAUUCCAGGCGCCCCCAGAGAUUAAAAAGGUUUGGGACAAAGGGUACACCUGUCCGCAUUGCCCGUGUACUUACCGCGACGAGAUAAGUUUACGAUUGCACAUAUUUAAAACCCAUAAGAACGUAGCGCAGGAUUGGAACAAGGUGUCGAUUUCCCCGCAAAAAGAGCCGAGCCCCGCAGCCGGUGAAAACGCGCCGGCGAAAUUCAGAGACGACGACGACGUCGGUCUUAAGCCGUACAAGUGCAGCGAGUGCGGGAAAAUGUUCCGGCAUCGCUCGGUCUUAGAUCUGCACAUGCGCAUACAUUCCAAGGACAAGCCGUACCAGUGCAACGUGUGCGGGAAAGGCUUUCGAUUCAGCAGCUACUUGCAGCAACACAUCAUCAUCCACUCGGGCCAGAAGCCUCACAAGUGUCCCGACUGCGGGAAGGAUUUUGCUUUCCUGCAGAACAUGAGAACGCACCUCAAGCUGCAUCAGGAAAAACCCUUCCGCUGCACCAGCUGCCGCAAAGGCUACAGCGACGAGACUCAACUGCAGCACCACAUGCUCUCCCAUAACGGCGACAAGCCCCACAAGUGUAACCUCUGCGAGAAGAGCUUCGGCUUGGCGUACCUGCUCCGCGACCACCUCAACACGCACACGGGAGAGCGACCCCAUCACUGCGCCGAGUGCGGCAAAUCUUUCUCCUGGUUGAGCAGCUUGUUAGUCCACCAGAAGAUCCACACUCGCAAGAAUUUCAGUCCAGUGAAUUCUGUCCCCGCUGGCGGAAGGACAAGAGGCAGAGGGAGCCGAGGAAGGAGAGGGGGGAGGCUGAUGUGGGGCAUGUCUCGAACUGUAGGGAGGCCCCCCCUUUAUACCAAUUCGGGGGACCUGCCGCAAUCUUCCAUGAUCGCGUCACAAGAGGACUUUCAAGUGCGGAUGCAGAAAGUCUUGCUUUCCGAACUACAACCUCCACCUGUCCAGUGGGAGGUGGAUGGCGACGGGGUCCUACCGGUCCCGUCAUCGCACCAGCCGGAGACGUUUGACAGCCGGCACAGUCGAGAGACCGUGUCCUCCGUCGUGGGCUCCCCUCAGACAGCCGGCCCCUCGGGAAUCGACGAGAUUCCGAAACGCGGCCGCCCCGCGACGUCGACUUCCUACGGUUCUCGGUACCGCGAAGCUCGCGCGACGCCGUCCUUCGCGGACGGCGCGGCGUUGUGGAGCGGCCAAGCUUCCCUGCUGAGCCACCCGAAUAAGGUCGGCCCGGAGCUUCAGUCGCCGAGAUGGCCGAAACAGGAGACGUUCGUGCUUCCCGUGAAAAAGGACGCCAAAGUGUGGGAUCCUCAAGCAAUACCGUUGACUGUUAGCCAGCCCGACAAGCUCUGGACGGAAAGUGAGUCGCAAAAGCCGAGGCCCUCGGGUGCGGCGAGCGCGCCGUCCUCGGCUCAACUAGACCAAAGCAUCUCCAUCCCAGCAUCCGCCGCUGUUGCCCAUGGGCUAGCCAGCACUUUGUGGGGCAUUCAAGCGCCAUUGGGGUCUUCGAACACGCUAACCUCCCCUCAGACACUCGUGAACAGUCAAGACUUCCAGGUUCAGCAGAAGCAGGUGGCCGCUGCUUGGGCCAACGUGCGGAAUCCGACCGCUGCGCAGAAACUUCCCAUCUCGAUCAAUCCCUUCCCCCAAGCCGUCGGCACGACGGUCUGGGGCUUCCAAAACAACCCCGUGGGCCCUCAGGUGCUUUUCGCCGGGCAGCUCAAGCCGGGGAGCGGUCAGGACCCGCAGCAGCAACCCGUGGUCACGGCCAAUCAGAUCAUCCUGAACCAGCCGUCGCCGUUCUUCUCCCCGGCGCUGGCCGCCCUCCCGACGCUGACCCUGCCGGCUUCGCACUCCCUACACACCGUCUCGGUCGGCGCGCUCUCCAGGCCGCCGCUCCCGAACAUUUUCUUCACGCCGCAGGCCGUCCUGACCGACAGGCCCCCCCUCCCGCAAACCUCGGCCCUACCUCAGCUCGUCCCGCAGGCCGAGGCGCACAAACUCGGGGUCCGUUUGCCUUUCGCCCCCAAGCGGCUCUUUCAGUGCAUGGUCUGCGGCUGCUCUUUCCAACGGGAAUUGGACCUGCAGCUGCAUUACUUGCAGCAUGCGCAAGGGGAGGUUUGACACGGCGACGGUAGCAGCGCAACUUUUUUUCUAUUCUGUUGAACCUCAUUUUGCUCUGAUGCUGGCUUGUGCAUUUUGACCAGUUUUGGGCAUUAGAAGCCACCCCAAAAAAAAAUUUUUUUUUUUUUUUUUAAAUUGUACAAUUUAACUCUAAAUAAGACUACAAAUCAUUUUCUUUUGUGUGCGUGUGUAUAGUUUCACUUAAAAAAAAAUGCUUUUAAUAUGUGGUGUGAACGACUUCUAAAGGGUGCGGACCGAUCGAGCAUUUCAUCAACUGCCGAUAACCCGAUUUAAAAAAAAAAAAAAAAAAAAAAAAAAAUGUUUUAAUUUGUACGUUCUCGGUCCGGUGCGGAAUAAUCUGAAAGGUUUAUUUCAUGUACAGUAUACUGCGUGCCUUUGAAUCCGGUCUGCAUGUCUGCUUUGUUGGUUAUUCUAGGCCUAGUUCAGUAGUAAAAGUAGACGGAACAAUUAUGUCAUGGGAGUAAACAUAUGCACUGAAACGGUGUAUAUUGAAAUCAUGAAUAUUAUGGAAGAUAUCGGCUAAGGAAAGUCUGCACACCCCCGGUUCAAAUGCGAGGUUUUGCGUACGAAUCAGAUCAAAGCAAAAGUUUCAUAUUUAUUUCUCCUAUUUUUUAUAAUCUACUGUCUGUGUUGAAGUAGAUUAGUGCCGCCAAGAUUUGAAUUUGAAGAAUUUGAAAUGUAAAGUGAUGACAUUUUCAAUAGUUGCUACAAUUCGCUGUCUGAAAUUCACCGUCAGUGCCACCAGGGGGGGUUACUUCAGGUCAGAACUGAACAACCAGCCAAUCGCAGUGAGGCUUUCUUAGUCACGUGAUGUCACAUAAUAAGAAAGCGUAACUGUGAUUGGCUGGAUGUUCGGUGCUGACCUGAAGUAACCCUGCCUGGUAGCACAGAUGGUGAAUUUUAGACACUGAAUUGUAGCCAGUUGAAUUAACGGCGGCACGGUGGCCUCGGAGUUCUGAGGUCCCGGGUUCAAUCCCAGACCCGCCUGUGUGGACUUUGCAUGUUCUCCCCCGUGCCUGCAUGGGUUUUUCUCCGGGCACUCCGGUUUCCUCCUACAUCCCAAAAACAUGCAACAUUACUUGGACACUCCAAAUUGCCCCUAGGUAUGAUUGUGAGUCCGACUGCUUGUCUCGAUGUGCCCUGCAAUUGGCUGGCGACCAGUUCAGGGUGUACCCCGCCUCCUGCCCGUUGACAGCUGGGAUAGGCCCCGGCACUCCCCUGCGACCCUCGUGAGGAUAAGCGGCGAAGAAAAUGGAUUAAUGGAUAAAUUGCCCCUAGGUGUGAUUGUGAGUGUAACUGUUUGUCUCAAUGUGCCCUGCGAUUGGCUGGCGACCAGUUCAGGGUGUACCCCGCCUCCUGCCCAUUGACAGCUGGGAUAGGCUCCAGCACUACCCUGCGACCCUCAUGAGGAUAAGCGGCAAAGAAAAUGGAUGAAUUGCCCCUAGGUGUGAUUGUGAGUGCGACUGCUUGUCUCUAUGUGCCCUGCGAUUGGCUGGCGACCAGUUCAGUGUGUACCCCGCCUCCUGCCGCGUUGACAGCCGGGAUAGGCUGCGGCACUCCCCCGUGAACCUUGUGAGGAUAAGCGGCGAAGAAAGUGGAUGAAUUAACAUUGAAAAGUUACACUGGAAUACAACUAUGAAAUGUGAUCACUUUACAUUUCAAAUUCAAAUCCCGGGGGUACUAAUGUACUUCUAUAUUCCCGUGCAGUUGGAUUUGAACGUUUUCUUGAGUUAAAAAAAAAAAAAAAAAUUGCAGCUUUACAAGUGUGUGGACAAAUUUACAGCUGUGUUCAGAAUUAAUCACAUUCAUACUCAAAUGAGAAUUUGAACUGCCGCCCUUUGAAGUCUUGAUUUGUCCCCAAUAAAGUUCGAGUCGGCUUUUCUUUAUUUUUCUUUGUAGCACAAGCCUGAACAUUUUUUUUUUUUUUUUUUGUAAACACUGACUGAUAUUUUGAAAUUGUUGAUCAUUGUUUCUACCUUCAGGCCCCAGUUCCGGCUCCAAAAUAUGUAUCCCACCACCAUACUUCACUUAAAUGUAUUCUGUUCUUUAGGUAAUGAGCAUUUUCAUGUUAUUAUGGUGCUGUAUUUUCUGCCUCGGAAAUGAUUUUGGACUUUUGUUCCGAAUUAUUCAUUUGAAUAAUGAGAUCCCUGUGAUGAUGUGGAAAUUCUGCAGAAUGUGCCCUACUAGAACAUUUGAAUCAUAUCCAAAGCUAAAUGGUAAAAUGUACGUGUUUUGUGAUGAAUGAACACAGCUGUAGUUGUAAUAUUUGUGCAACCACAUUUUAUUAUUUACUCGCGCUUUCAGAAUUAUUUUCUCUCUUAAUUUUAAGGCUGCGUCAGUGUUUUUAAAUUAUCUUGGUCUCACUUUUUCAUAUAUAUAUUUAUCAAAAACCUGGCAUUUGAACCAGUGAGUAAACUUUUUUUUUUUACUUUAUAAAGUUGUCAUAAAUUAUGUAACUGUCAAUCUUUACUGAGAAUAAGGACCUUUUAAAUUUUAAAUUAUUUUUUAUUCAGCAUUAAUUUGUGCAAAUAAGUCUUCUCAUUCACCCAGCCAGUGAUCCACUUUUUCUGUUCAGGUUCAUUGGUGAAUUAGUCACCCUUGCUGUAUCAUGUAAUAAUUAAAAAAAAAAACCUUGUAAAAUUUGUACAUCACAACAUCCAACAACAUUAUUAAAGGAAAAAAAAUCA
Messenger RNA from Syngnathoides biaculeatus (alligator pipefish), 6382 nucleotides. RefSeq lists its product as uncharacterized. The record is from RefSeq and is a predicted model, not a curated record. Gene Ontology annotation, molecular function: RNA polymerase II cis-regulatory region sequence-specific DNA binding; DNA-binding transcription factor activity, RNA polymerase II-specific. NCBI's taxonomy places the organism in Eukaryota, Metazoa, Chordata, Actinopteri, Syngnathiformes, Syngnathidae. The transcript is spliced from 2 exons. Gene Ontology annotation, biological process: regulation of transcription by RNA polymerase II. Bases 69 to 3674 code for a protein of 1201 amino acids.